ACACAGUCCUCUGAAAGCGUAAACUCCAAGGGUGAUUGGAUGUCUUUGAUUGAUUCCUUACCGGCCACAUAAAUCUUCUAGAAACUCCGGUAAACAACCGGAUCCGAUCCUCAACUCUCGCUAGAUCUCAAAAAUGGAUUUCCUAGAGCUAGAAGCGAUCGAGGGUUUACGCUGGUCAUGGAACUCAUGGCCAACCACAAAAUCCGACUCCGAGUCCCUCGUGGUCCCACUAAGCAUCAUGUACACUCCCCUCAUGUCCUUCUCCGACCUCCCCACCAUCCCUUACGACCCCCUCAUCUGUUCCCGUUGCGCCGCGGUGCUGAACCCUUACGCUCGCGUCGAUUACAAGUCCCGAAUCUGGUCGUGUCCCUUCUGCUUCCACAAAAACCCUUUCCCGCGAUCUUACGCGGGGAUCACGGAGACCAAUCUCCCCGCGGAGCUUUUCCCCACGUACAGCGCGGUGGAGUAUUCGAAUGGUGGAGUGGGGGGACAAGGGGUGGGGUCGGGGGCGUUUGUGUUUGUGGUGGAUGUGUGUAUGGGGGAGGAGGAGUUGAGGGCUUUGAGGAGUGAGGUUUUGCUUGUGGUUGAGCAGUUGCCGGAGGGUUCGUUGGUUGGGUUGAUUACUUUUGAUUCUAUGGUUAGGGUUUUUGAUUUGGGGUUUUCCGAGUGUUCUAAGGUUGUUGUUUUUCAUGGCGAACGUGAGCUUCCUCCUGACCAGAUACAACAAUUUCUGGGGCUUGGGUAUUCAAAGCAGUUUCAUCAUGGAAAGAUGUCAGGGAUUCGGAAGCAGAGUUUCUUGCUUCCAUUGGCGGAGUGUGAGUUCAACUUAACAUCUGCUUUUGAAGAAAUCGUUCCAUUGGUUGAUGUGAAACCAGGUCAUCGCCCUCAUAGAUCAACCGGUACUGCGAUCUCGAUAGCAUUAGGACUCCUCGAAGGGUGUUCUGUAACCACAGGCGCUCGGAUUAUGGUUUUCACGUCAGGGCCUGCAACAAGAGGCCCAGGGAUUGUCGUGGACUCGGAUCUAAACCAUUCAAUCAGAACCCACAGAGAUAUUAUAACUGGUCAAGUGCGUCACUAUAAUAGAUCAUGCAAGUUCUACAAAGGAAUAGCAAAGAGGCUUUGUGAUUCCUCUGCUGCUCUCGAUUUGUUCGCUUGCUCUCUUGACCAGGUUGGAGCAGCGGAACUGAGGUAUGCGGUGGAAAUGUCUGGUGGGUUUCUCUUACUUGGAGAGACAUUUGAGUCUGAGCAAUUCAAAAAAUGUCUAAGACAUAUAUUCCGCCGCGACGCAGAUGGGAACUUGAAUAUGUGCUUUGACGUUACUUUAGAAGUUGUGACCACUAAAGAUAUCAAAAUUUGCGGGGCGCUUGGUCCGGUUGUGUCGCUUAGAAGGAAGAAUGAUAUAGUGAGUGACACGGAGAUCGGUGAAGGUGGAACAUAUACAUGGAAAACGAGCACUGCUACUAAUAAGACAUGUGUUUCCUUCUUCUUUCAAGUGAGCAACGAACAGAACCGGAAACCAAAACCAGGUUCAGCGUUCUUUAUUCAGUUCAUUACUCGAUAUCGGUAUGGCAAUGGAGGAGUGAGGAAAAGGGUUACAACGGUUGCUAGAAGAUGGGUGGCUGGAAAAUCACCGGAGAUCUCAUCCGGUUUUGAUCAAGAAACAGCUGCUUCUGUAAUGGCUAGGCUUGCUAUAAACCGAGCGGAAGAGUGUUACGCUAGAGAUGUUAUUAGAUGGUUAGAUGAUGGUUUGAUCCGGUUCGCUUCACGGUUUGGAGAUUACAUCCAAGAAGAUCCAUCUUCUUUUAGGCUGACUCCAAACUUCUCGCUUUACCCGCAGUUCAUGUUCUACCUAAGAAGAUCACAGUUUCUUGACGUCUUCAACAACUCCCCGGACGAAACUGGUUUCUUCCGGUUAAUGCUAAACCGAGAAGGAGUGGUUAACUCAAUCAUCAUGAUUCAACCAACGCUUCUCCGGUAUUCAUUCGACGGACCACCGGUUCCUGUCCUUCUCGAUAUCAGAUCAGUGACACCAGACGCGAUUCUGCUGUUCGAUUCUUACUUCUACGUUGUGAUCCACCACGGUUUGAAAAUAGCGCAGUGGAGGAAACAAGAGUAUCACAAAGACUCCAACCACGAGACUUUCAGGAAUCUUUUGGAAGCACCAGAGAUGGAUGUGGUGCAGCUGGUGAGUGAUCGGAUACCAAUGCCGAGGAUAGUGAGGUGUGACCAGCAUGGUAGCCAAGCUCGGUUUCUUCUUGCUAAACUCAAUCCUUCGGUUACUCAGAAAACAGAUUAUACCGGUGGUUCAGAUGUCGUUCUCACUGAUGACUUGUGUCUUGAAGACUUCCUAGCUGAUUUGCAAUCUCUGGCGGUCCGAAAAUGAAAAGAGGAAUUGUGUAUCAGGAAACUGGUUAUUUGGGUUUUGAUCAGAUCUAUUAUAUAGAAAGGAUUUUGAUCUUGUGAAACAAUUUUAACAUGGCUUACUGAUUCAGUAUUCUCAAAACAUUAAAAGGUUUUUACUUCC
Eruca vesicaria subsp. sativa (arugula) is the source of this 2524-nucleotide messenger RNA. The record is from the annotation of a GenBank genome assembly. Lineage: Eukaryota; Viridiplantae; Streptophyta; Magnoliopsida; Brassicales; Brassicaceae.